Glarea lozoyensis ATCC 20868 is the source of this 612-nucleotide messenger RNA. RefSeq names its product Ubiquitin-like protein. Gene Ontology annotation, biological process: post-translational protein targeting to endoplasmic reticulum membrane. The record is from RefSeq and is a predicted model, not a curated record. Lineage: Eukaryota; Fungi; Ascomycota; Leotiomycetes; Helotiales; Helotiaceae. The coding region runs from base 1 to 612 and encodes 203 amino acids. The transcript is spliced from 2 exons. Gene Ontology annotation, molecular function: protein binding.
AUGACGGAAUUGUCGUUUGCAAAGUCUUUCCUUACGACAUUAGACUCGAGGCCAAAUAAGAUCAGCGCCGAACAUGUCGAAGAUCCCAAGACGUAUCCAGCUCGCGGCGCUAUAAUUCUCCCAAAAUCUACUGGCCCCCCCUUGAUUCCACGAACUACUGCGUCGACUCUCUCAGCCACGUCAACAUUUCCAGUUAUACUGAAAUCAUUGCGUAACCCUCCACUCGAAAUCACCAUCGCUUCGGCGGACUUAAACACCUCCAUCCUAACUCUCAAAGAGAGCCUGUCAUCUCAAGCUUCGAUCCCUGUGAAAGCUUUACGGAUACUGCACAGCAAGAAACCAGUACCCGAUAGUAAAGUACUCAAGGAUAUCCUAGGGGCGGAACACAAAGGGUCUGUAGAGCUAGGAGUUAUGGUUAUUGGCGGGGCAGCUGCUGUAGAGAAGAAGGAUGAUCCGGCUGAUAAAAUGGAUGUCGAAAUUGGUAUUGGACAUGGAGACGAGAUCUUGAAGACCGAAGAGUUCUGGGCAGACCUACGUGGCUUCUUGGUCCAGAGGUUGAAGGACGAAGCUCAGGGGGAUAGACUGGUAAAAGCAUUUAGAGCCGUUGUAUAA